This is a messenger RNA of Medioppia subpectinata, 488 nucleotides long. NCBI's taxonomy places the organism in Eukaryota, Metazoa, Arthropoda, Arachnida, Sarcoptiformes, Oppiidae. The record is from the annotation of a GenBank genome assembly.
AGGCGGACACUGAAUACCAGUUCAGUAUAUCAUCGCGUAAUAAACUCGGAGAAAGUCUAAUGAGUAGAGAGUUUUUAACAGUAAAAACUUUGGCAAAUGUUUCGAAACGAAAGUCAGAAACAGUGUUGGCUUCGGCUGAUGAACAAAGACUGGGAUAUAAUAAUCAAUUGAUAAGCGAAGAUAUUAUUGAGCUCUCGGUCAUUGUCUCGGCGCUACGAAGAGCAGAACAAGUGAUUCAAAAGAAGCCUAACUCUAAAGAUAUGUCUUCAGCUAAUAAUGCAUUAGAAGACCAACUCUUUACUAUCACUGCGUCCACAACACUGGAUAGUAGUUGUGAUUUCGAUACAACUUUCUUACACAAUGCCAACAAUGAUAAGUGCCUUUAUGGUGAAAAUAGAGAUUCUUUUGAUGACUUUGGUAUCAAUAAAAUGUCGCACAAUUUUCUCUAUAAAUCACAGCCCGAUAUUCUCAUUAUAAAUCAGUUAACA